AUGUUGAAUCUGGAUGUUCCGAUGGCUGCCAUUUUACCAGAAAAUAAUACAAACGUUGUUGGAAAUGAAAUUGCUUUCGAAUCCUCUAGUCCUAGUACUAAAUCAGGACAUGGCACAACUUUGAACUUAGACAUUUCUGAUGUAUUAACUGGGGCAAUUAACAACGACAUAAUAUUUGACUGCAGUCAAGUGGCUGCUAGCCAAUCUUAUUCACAAGAUAACGAUUUGUUUCCAAGUUACCAUACUAUGGAUGAAAGCUUAUUGGAAAGUAGUUUAAGACCUGCUGAUGAUGAAGCACAAAGUUUUGAUCAGUUGUUGAAUGAAGACCGUGCUAAUAUCGCCAUAUCUAUUGAGAGUGAUUUAGAAAAUAUAAAUUAUUUGAAUACAUCGUGUGGACCUAUUGAAGGACAACUACAUACAAAUGAUCAGCUUAGUGAUGCUAAGUCACAAUCUAUGAGCACAAUACGGUCCAAAGGCAGCUAG
This is a messenger RNA of Acanthoscelides obtectus, 483 nucleotides long. NCBI's taxonomy places the organism in Eukaryota, Metazoa, Arthropoda, Insecta, Coleoptera, Chrysomelidae. The record is from the annotation of a GenBank genome assembly.